Messenger RNA from Hermetia illucens (black soldier fly), 410 nucleotides. RefSeq lists its product as uncharacterized. The transcript is spliced from 2 exons. Bases 53 to 397 code for a protein of 114 amino acids. Lineage: Eukaryota; Metazoa; Arthropoda; Insecta; Diptera; Stratiomyidae. The record is from RefSeq and is a predicted model, not a curated record.
UUCGACACCUUCAACAUUUAUAGAUUUUUCGCGGUGGUUACGUGAAUGUGCGAUGUUAAUUUCGCCUGACGAUAUCUUAUUUUUCUUUUUCUUAAAACGAGUAUCUGAGGCUUUUAAAACAAGUCGGGCAACCGGAAGCUGCACGGUUCAGAUAAAACAUGGAGGACUACACUUAACUCAAGAAGUGAAGAAACAUGCCGUUACCAUCGCUAUAUGUGCAAAUCACACCGAUUUAGAAAUCUCUAAUUUGCAAAACGCAAAAAACACGUGCAACGUUCUGACACUGUCCGAUCUGCAGAAUUUAUUCAAAAAGUGCAAACGAUCAUUGACGAGGACCCUUGCGAGGAAGCUUAAUGUUUCUGACCGUCUUAUCCGUCGACUUGUCCAAGAUCUCUGAUAUAAAUCCUACG